Messenger RNA from Elaeis guineensis (African oil palm), 1320 nucleotides. RefSeq names its product alcohol dehydrogenase-like 3. Gene Ontology annotation, molecular function: zinc ion binding; S-(hydroxymethyl)glutathione dehydrogenase [NAD(P)+] activity; alcohol dehydrogenase (NAD+) activity. Gene Ontology annotation, cellular component: cytosol. NCBI's taxonomy places the organism in Eukaryota, Viridiplantae, Streptophyta, Magnoliopsida, Arecales, Arecaceae. The record is from RefSeq and is a predicted model, not a curated record. Gene Ontology annotation, biological process: formaldehyde catabolic process.
CAUCUCAUUAGACAGAGAGAGCGAGAGAGCGAGAGAACAAGAGAGAGAGAUGCGGAACACUGGCAAAGAAUAUGCUGAUGGCUUCCAUACCGCCGGCAAAGUUAUCACUUGUAAAGCUGCCGUUGUAUGGGGUCCAGAAGAACCCUUUGUGAUAGAGGAGGUGCAAGUUGAGCCCCCUCAAAAAAUGGAGGUCCGGAUCAAGAUCCUCUUCACUUCCAUCUGCCACACCGAUCUCGGUGCUUGGAAAGGCCUGAAUGAGAUGCAACGUGCAUACCCUCGAAUCCUUGGCCACGAGGCCGCUGGGGUGGUGGAGAGCGUGGGGGAGGGCGUGGAGGACUUGAAGGAGGGGGACCAUGUGGUUCCCAUCUUCAAUGGGGAGUGCGGCGAGUGCACCCACUGCGAAUCUCCCAUGACCAACCUGUGUGCCCGGUUCCGGGUGGAUCCCUUCAAGAGCGUCAUGGCCGGCGAUGGCCGGAGCAGGUUCUCCGUCAUCGAUCGGGCCGGGAAGCGCCGCCCCGUCUACCACUUCCUCAACACCUCCACCUUCACCGAGUUCACAGUACUUGACUACGCCUGCGUCGUUAAAAUUAACCCGAUUGCACCCCUCCAAAGGAUGUGCUUGCUUAGCUGUGGCAUUUCUACGGGUGUGGGUGCUGCAUGGAAUACUGCAAAUGUAAAGAAGGGUUCGACCGUGGCAGUCUUCGGGCUUGGUGCUGUGGGCCUUGCGGUUGCAGAAGGUGCCAGACUGAGAGGGGCUUCAGAAAUUAUCGGUGUUGACAUCAACUUGGAAAAAUUUGACAAAGGGCGAGAGAUGGGCAUCACAAAAUUUAUCAACCCCAGAGACUGUGGCAAGCCGGUGAACGAGGUGAUCAGGGAAAUGACGAAUGGAGGGGUGGACUACAGCUUCGAGUGUGCAGGAAAUUUGGACGUACUCCGUGAGGCUUUCUCGUCAACCCAUGACGGAUGGGGUUUUACAGUGGUUUUAGGGAUCCAUUCGACCCCAAGGUUGCUGCCGCUCCAUCCGAUGGAGCUCUUUGAUGGCCGAAGGAUCACUGGAAGUGUCUUUGGAGAUUUUAAAGGGAAAUCCCAAUUGCCAGAUUUUGUGGAUAAAUACAUGAAUGGGGAAAUCAAAAUAAAUCUGGAUGGGUUUAUAACCCAUGAGCUGCCGUUCGCUAAUAUAAAUGAAGCUCUUCAGCUGCUAUCAGAGGGGAAGUCAUUGAGGUGCCUACUGCACCUGUAACGCAUAUUUUCAUCUUCCGCUUAGAAAUGUUUCCUGUAGGGAAAUAACGUUGCAUGUAUCUUUCAGACUAGCAAAUUAUA